This is a messenger RNA of Chrysemys picta bellii (western painted turtle), 2584 nucleotides long. The record is from RefSeq and is a predicted model, not a curated record. Lineage: Eukaryota; Metazoa; Chordata; Testudines; Emydidae.
GGGAGAGAGACAGAAACAGUAUGGAGAGGGUGCCGCAGCCCAGGGCCGUCAUCAACAACCCUGCUGACAUUGGAGUCAUCGUGGGCUACUUCAUCCUGGUCAUCUGCGUAGGGCUCUGGGGAACAAAUAAUUAAUACUGGGCUCUUCAGCGGAUGAAGGUCUGGCACGACCCAGUGGCUGGAAGCAGACAAAUUCAGACUGGAAAUAAGGGUCCAUGUGCCGCACCAACCGGAACACCAUCGGGGGUUACUUCCUGGCUGGUAGAAACAUGGUCUGGUGGCCGGUGGGUGCGUCUCUCUUUGCCAGUAACAUCGGCAGUGGGCACUUCGUGGGGCUGGCUGGCACCGGUGCUGCCAAUGGGCUGGCGGUGGCCGGCUUCGAGUGGAAUGCUCUCUUCGUGGUUCUCCUCCUCGGAUGGCUCUUCGUACCUGUCUACCUCACUGCCGGGGUGAUCACAAUGCCCCAGUAUCUGAAGAAGCGAUUUGGGGGCCAGCGAAUCCGGAUCUAUCUGUCCAUCCUGUCCCUCUUUCUCUACAUCUUCACUAAAAUCUCAGUGGACAUGUUCUCGGGGGCUGUGUUUAUCCAGCAGGCUCUGGGCUGGGAUAUCUACGUCGCUGUCAUUGCCCUGCUCGUAAUUACCACCAUAUACACCGUGACAGGGGGGCUGGCGGCCCUGAUGUACACCGACACCGUGCAAACCUUCGUCAUCAUUGGGGGAGCCUUCGUCCUCAUGGGCUUUGCGUUUCACGAGGUGGGGGGCUACCAGGGGCUCUUUGACAAGUACCUGGAGGCCCUUCCCAGCAACACCCUCUCUCCAGCCCCGGCCCUGUACAACAUCUCAGCCACCUGCUACCAGCCCCGCCCCGACGCCUUCCACCUCCUCCGCGACCCCCUAACCGGAGACCUCCCCUGGCCAGCGCUAAUCUUCGGCCUCACCAUCAUCUCCACCUGGUACUGGUGCAGCGACCAGGUGAUUGUGCAGCGUUGCCUAGCGGGCAAGAGCCUGACCCAUGUCAAAGCCGGCUGCAUCCUCUGUGGGUACCUGAAGCUGUUGCCGAUGUUCCUCAUGGUGAUGCCAGGAAUGAUCAGCCGCAUCCUUUACCCAGACGAGGUGGCCUGCGUGGUGCCAGAGGACUGCAAGCGGAUCUGUGGCACUGAAGUCGGCUGCUCCAACAUCGCCUACCCCAAGCUGGUGGUGACUCUCAUGCCUGCCGGUUUGCGGGGGUUGAUGCUGGCCGUGAUGCUGGCCGCCCUGAUGAGCUCCCUGGCCUCCAUCUUCAAUAGCAGCAGCACCCUAUUCACCAUGGACAUCUACAACCGCCUGCGGCCCCGGGCCAGGAGCAAGGAGCUGCUGAUCGUGGGCAGGGUGUGGAUCUUGUGCAUGGUGGCCAUCAGCAUUGCCUGGAUCCCAGUGGUGCAGGCGGCGCAGAGCGGGCAGCUCUUCGAUUACAUCCAGUCCAUCGCCAGCUACCUGGCACCACCCAUCGCCGCUGUCUUCUUCCUCGCCCUGUUCGUCAAGAGGGUCAACGAGCCCGGCGCGUUCUGGGGGCUGGUCGGGGGGCUGCUGAUGGGUCUGGCCCGUCUGCUGCCUGAAUUCGCCUAUGGCACUGGCAGCUGCAUCUUCCCCAGCGCCUGCCCCCGCUUCAUCUGCGGGGUGCACUACCUGUACUUCGCCAUCAUCCUCUUCCUUGCCAGCGUCGUCCUGGUGGUGGGGGUAUCGCUUUGCACCCCGCCCAUCUCCGACAAGCACCUACACCGGCUGGUGUUCAGCCUGCGUCACAGCAAAGAGGAGCGCGUGGACCUGGACACGGAGGAGGAGGAGGAGAGAAGGAGGCAAGAAACGAGGCAGCAACAGGGAGUGGCCGCGAACGGGGCUGUGGAGCACGUGUUGGAGGUGGAAGGCCGCCCGGCCGGUCAGCCCCAGGGCUGCGUGGGGCGCUGCAUGGCCUGGCUCUGCAGCCUGGGGGGUGCAGCGCGGCGGGCGCCGGAGCCGGGUGUGGAGCGGCUGCCGGACAUCACGGAGCACCCAACCUGGAGCCGGGUCGUCAACCUCAACGCCAUUGUCAUGAUGGCCAUCGCCCUCUUCCUGUGGGGCUAUUACGCCUGAGCCUCUGCCACGGGGAGCCCUCCAGUCUCUGAGCCCCACCGCGGGGAGCCCACGGCAGCUCCUGCCUCUGCUAUGGGGCUCCCAGGCCACCUCCCACCUCCUCAGCCCCCCACUGCCGCCAAAUAAACACUCUUUUUCCUUCCCCCGUUCCUGUAGCCUCCCCACACACACCCUCUCCCUGUGGUGGGGUCCCCUCUGCCCUAUGCCAUAGUCCCCCCCCACUGUGCACCUCAGCUGUCAAAGAGGGGCUUGUGUACCCCCCUUCCCCCUCCCCCAAGGUAUUUUCCAGGGGCUCCCCCCCCCCAAACCCAGUGCAGAGACCACAGGAAGAGGGUGGAAACGGAAGGGGGCAGCAUAGCCCCCAGCCCCUCACCGACCCCAGCCCGGCCUCCCCCCAGCCUCCCCCGCCCCAUGAAACUCAGGCUGGGAAGAGUGUGGAGGGGAAGCAAUAGACAAAUAAAUGAAUGGGAAACUGCA